CCAGAACCCUGGCUGGAUGAUGUCACAGACAGGUGACCUCACUGCGGCAAAGGAACCGGGAAUCUCAGUGGCAUGGGGGAGGAGGGAGGAUGUGUCCCCACCACCCCAACCCCCCAUGUCUGUGGUGAAAUCGAUCGAAUUAGUGUUGCCCAAGGAUGCCAUCUACCUGGCCGGCUCCAGCAUCAAAGGGCAGGUGGUUCUAAUUCUGAACAGCACCCUGGUGGACCCUAUUGUGAAGGUCGAGCUCGUGGGAAGGGGCUAUGUGGAGUGGAAUGAAGAAAUCGGGGCGUCACGUGAUUAUAGCAGAGAUGUUAUUUGCAACAACAAGGCCGACUAUGUGCACAAGAUGAAGACAUUCCCAGUAGAGGAUAAUUGGUUAAGUGCAGGCAGCCACACCUUUGAAUUCCAUUUCAGCUUACCUCCCAGGCUUCCUUCUACCUUCACCAGCAAAAUCGGCCGUGUCUUCUACUUCAUGCAAGCCUCCUGCGUGGGCCGGGAGCACAUUCUGGCAAAGAAGAGGAUGUACUUGUUGGUUCAAGGGACUUCGGACUUCCACAAAGAAAACCCAUUGCAGAAUCCUCUGCUGGUAGAGGCUGAGAAGAAGGUCUCCUACAACUGCUGCGGCCAGGGUACCAUCUGCCUACAAAUCCAGAUGGAAAAGAACACCUUCGUCCCAGGGCAGAGGAUCAUCUUCACCACGGAGAUCAACAACCAGACCGGCAAGUGCAUCAAGACGGUCAUCUUCGCCCUCUACACCCAUGUGCAAUACGAGGGCUUCACCCCCAACGCGGAGCGGCGGUUGCGGGUGGAAAGCAGUGAGCUGCUCCGGCAGGAGGCCAACACGCAGAUCACACCUUUCGACACCACCAAGAUCGUCAGCACCUUCAACCUCCCGCAGGUGCUGUCCGUGAGCAGCAGCCUGCAGGACGGCGAGAUCAUGAGUACCCGCUAUGAGCUGGUCAGCGCGGUCCACCUGCCCUGGUCCCUGACCAGUGUGAAGGCCAAGGUUCCCAUCAUCAUCACCAGUGCCCCUGUGGACCCAGACAGCUGCCCGAUGCUGGAGUGCCAGGAUUAAGUGCCCAAACUUCUAAAUAUUAAAAGCUUUAUCGGACUCUA
This is a messenger RNA of Enhydra lutris kenyoni (northern sea otter), 1116 nucleotides long. Its product is annotated as arrestin domain containing 5. The transcript has 3 exons. Gene Ontology annotation, biological process: protein transport. Bases 17 to 1075 code for a protein of 352 amino acids. NCBI's taxonomy places the organism in Eukaryota, Metazoa, Chordata, Mammalia, Carnivora, Mustelidae. The record is from RefSeq and is a predicted model, not a curated record. Gene Ontology annotation, cellular component: cytoplasm.